Molecule: messenger RNA, 1171 nt
Organism: Rosa chinensis
Lineage: Eukaryota; Viridiplantae; Streptophyta; Magnoliopsida; Rosales; Rosaceae
Product: peroxidase P7
Exons: 4
Coding region: 1-1017 (338 amino acids)
Biological process (GO): hydrogen peroxide catabolic process; response to oxidative stress
Molecular function (GO): heme binding; peroxidase activity
Source: RefSeq, a predicted model, not a curated record
AUGUCAAAAGAAGAUGUUUCUGGUCGUUAUGCAUACAAGUGGCUAAUUUGUGACUCAACACCCCUAAUGGCCAUUUUCAUGACCUUGGCUCUGGUUGCGAGCACCGACAGCGCUGGACUUUCGACAGCUUUUUACUCCUCAUCUUGUCCAAAGCUCUUCUCCACCGUGAAACCUAUUGUCCAAUCCGCAAUCAAUAAGAAUCCCCGAAUGGGUGCCUGUCUUCUCCGCCUAUUCUUCCACGAUUGUUUUGUUAAUGGAUGUGAUGCAUCGUUGCUCCUGGACGAUGCGCCGAACUUUAUAGGAGAGAAAAAUGUGCCUCCGAACAAGAACUCUGCAUGUGGAUUCGAAGUCAUUGAUCAAAUCAAGUCCGCCGUCGAGAGAGUGUGCCCGGGCAGAGUCUCUUGUGCCGAUAUAGUUGCUAUUGCAGCAAGAGACACUGUUGGCAUUCUUGGAGGGCCAAAAUGGGAAGUCCAAUUGGGAAGAUUAGACGCGAGGGCUACAAACCCCAUCAUCGCCAACAUCAGCAUACCAACUUCAAAAGCUAGCCUAAACGAGCUCAUCUUGAGAUUUAGCGGCGCCGCCCUCAACCAGCGAGACCUGGUUGCUCUGUCAGGCGCUCACACACUAGGCCAAGCACAGUGUUACAACUUCAGGAAACGCAUAUACAACGAGGACAACAUCAACAAUGACUUUGCCGAACAAGGAAGAGCUAAAUGUCCGAAGACCCCUGGCUCCGGUGACGCCAUUUUGGCUUCCAUCGACGCUGAAACUCCGACUGUGUUCGACAACAGCUACUACAAGAACCUUGUCCAGAAGAAGGGGCCACUCCAUUCCGAUCAGCAGUUGUUCAGCGGAGGGCAAACAGAUUCACUAGUGAAAACUUACAGUGAAAGCCAGGAAAGCUUCUUCAUGGACUUUGUGAUUGCUAUGCUCAAGAUGGGGAGCAUAAACCCGCUGAUUGGUCCUCCAUUUGGCGAGGUCAGGGUGAUUUGCAGGAGAAUCAAUCCAUUGUUUUGACUCAAUCGAUCCUGCCACCUACACUUGAAAUUUAGGUUUUAAGACUCAAUUAAUUGUUUUGACUAUUUUAGGAGAGUUAGUUUCUUGUGGUAUGUUACUUUAUUUGAUAAAAUUUUGGUCGUUUGAUGGAGAUUUGCAAUAAAACCUUGUCCUU